CAGCACUUUGGGAGGCCAAGGCGGGCGGAUCACAAAGUCAGGAGAUCGAGACCAGCCUGGCUAACAUGGUGAAACCCUGUCUCUACUAAAAAUACAAAAUAUUAGCCAGGCGUGGUGGCGCACGCCUGUAGUCCCAGUACUCAGGAGGCUGAGAAAGGAGAAUCGCUUGAACCCGGGAGGCGGAGGUUGCAGUGAGCCGAGAUUGCACCACUGCACUCCAGCCCGGGCGACAGAGCGGGACUCUGUCUCAAAAAAAAAAAAACAAAUGCAUAGUAUUCUAUGGAAUAUUUUUACCACAUUUUCUUUAUCCAGCCAACUGUGUUCUAUUAUUUUUUUCCAUUUCUGCCAGCUAAGUAUUCCUCAUUUUCCUAUCAACAGAAUCAAAAGCACCUAGAAUUUCAGGAUUUUAAGGAAUCAGACUAAUCAGAAUGCCAUCUAGUACUUCAAUCUGUGUUUAACAUCUUGGUCAAAUGGUUCAGAUGGAGAACCUGAAACUCAAAGAGAUCAAGGGGAUUUAUUUGGAUAUGAUAUUUGAAGUCAUUUCAGAGCCCAGUACUCUUCCUUCUUUAUCAUCCUACAGGUUAAUAUUUUAAUAAUAGAAAGGGUGAGUGGAUCUAGUGAACCCAGUGGAAGAGGAAAGAAUGGAAUUAGCAGAGGAAGGCCAGGUUUGAAAAGAAACAGCACUGGGUUGGAUAGGAACUGGGCUUUUGGAAAAGAGAUCAGAAUAUUGGGGUUUCUGACAAGUUCAAUAAUGAUAAAUUACUGGAAUGAAGGAUACAGGAUGUUUGGAAUUAUCUAGAAAGGCAUAUUAAAAUAGGGGGUUCAGGGGAGUCCUGAACAGGUUGUUGCUUUUUUGUAUAAUUGGAGGAACUGACAAACUCUCAGGGUUUCUACUGAAAAAUGUUAAAAUAAUUUGAGCCACUGGGAAGAGUCUCUACAGCCAAUAGGAAUGUGCUAUAACUACUUCUGCCUCAACUUAUCGGUGGCUUUGAGCCCCUUAAGUACUUUGGAGCUGGAGGCUGCUGAACUACAUAGAUCUGUGGCCCAGGGCACACCUCUGCCUCUUUUCCCAAUUAUCCGAUGUCCUUCUCAUGGACAUGUAGGGUAGGGCAGGGGUAGGAUUAGUUGGCAAGUCAGUCAUGGAGCAACCCAAAUCAUGGAGUUGGGUAGUUGUUAACAUGCCUGUGCUGCUGGCAGAUGACGGAGACUCCAUUUAGCUUGUUUUCCAGGAGCAGAGAAAUAGAGAGCUCCUACUCUUGGGCAUUUGAGACCAUCGUUUCAGGAAUUUGUGCUUUCAUAGGCUGAAGACUUAAAAGUUGGAGAUGCUAUGCAGCCCUGCAGAAGAGGGAUCUGUAAGUGGGAGCUUAUAGGAAGGAAGGUGUUUAGAUAGUACUUAGGGAAAUACAGGUACAACUACCAGGACUCUUUCUCCAGCAUUCUUUCUCUUUAGGUAUCUGAGUGCCUGUAAAGAUUUUUAAGGGCUUGCUAGUUUAAGGCAGGACCUCGAUAGGGAAAAUAAUUGGAUUUUAUAACUUUUAAUGUUUUAAUAUUUCUGGGGUGAGUAGUCCCAAUAACAGCAUAUACAUUUGUGUUUUGACUUUUGCCCAUCUAGCUUUCAAACAUUUCAUACAUUUCAGGGGACUCCUUAUACUGUUUUAGGGUGAAGGGAAGCAAUGAGGCCUUAAGUGGUUUUCAUGUUGAAGAACCAAGACUGCCAUUUUUGAGUGACACAGAUUAGUCUUUGAAACGGAGAUAGAUAGUAGAGAAGGGACAGUGUAUCUUUCUACCUUGUUUUAUGUAUUAUUUAUUUUUUUUAUUUUUUAUUUUUUUUGAGACAAAGUCUUGCACUGUUGCCCAGGCUGGAGUGCUACAGUACAAUCUCAGCUCUCUGCAACCUCUGCUUCCUGGGUUCACACAAUUCUCCUGCCUCCACCUCCCAAGUAGCUGGGACCACAGGCUUUCUGGCAAACCAGGUGUUGAUGAUUCGUGGCCUACCUCAGAUGAUGAAGACCUCAAUUUUGAUACCAAGAAUGUCCCAAAACCAAGCUUAGCAAAGCUAAUGACUGCUUCUCAGCAAUCCAGGAAAAAUUUAGAAGCAACAUAUGGCAUUGUGAGAACAGGAAAUAGAACUUUGUUUGAGGAUGGAGAUUCCGAUAGUCAAGAUGAAAUUGUGGUUGAAAGCCUUCCUACAACAUCAGUCAAAGUCCGGGACUUUUCUCAUCCUACCAAUCAAUCACCUGACCUUCUUCCAAAACUUUCCCAUAAGUCAUUAGCAAACCCUGGUCUUAUAAAGGAAGAACCAACAAAGCCAGGCAUUGGAAAAAAAGAAAAUGGUAUUGAUAUUGUUGAAAGUGCUCCACUAGAGCAAACAGAUAAUGACAAUUUGACUUACGUUGAUGAAGUGCACAAAAAUAAUAGGAGUGAUAUGAUGUCCGCAUUAGGAUUAGGACAAGAGGAAGAUAUAGAAUCACCUUGGGAUUCUGAGAGUAUCUCUGAGAAUCUUCCAGAGAAGUAUGUUGAUCCUUUAGCUGGGGCUGCAGAUGGAAAAGAAAAAAAUAUAGGAAAUGAACAAGCAGAAGAUGUGUUUUAUAUACCUUCUUGCAUGAGUGGAUCAAGAAACUUUAAGAUGGCUAAACUAGAGGAUACAAGAAAUGUAGGCAUGCCAGUAGCCCACAUGGAGUCUCCUGAGAGAUAUCUUCACUUGAAGCCUACCAUUGAAAUGAAAGAUUCUGUUCCAAAUAAAGCAGGAGGAAAGAAGGAUGUACAAACAUCCAAAGCAGGUGAACAUGACUUAGAAGUAGCAUCAGAAGAACAGCAAGAAACGGAAGGAAGUGAAAAUAACCAGCCACAGGUUGAAGAAGAAAGGAAAAAACACAGAAAUAAUGAAAUGGAAGUAUCAGCAAACAUACAUGAUGGUGCUACUGAUGAUGCUGAAGAUGAUGAUGAUGAUGAUGAUGAUGAUGGAUUAAUUCAAAAAAGAAAGAGUGGAGAAACUGAUCAUCAGCAAUUUCCCAGGAAGGAAAAUAAAGAGUAUGCUAGUAGUGGUCCUGCCUUGCAAAUGAAGAAAGUAAAGAGAACUGAAAAAGAAAAACAGACCUCAAAAGAAUCUGUGAAUUCACCAGUGUUUGAGAAGGCCUGUUUACUAACUGGUGGCCUGCUGCAAGUGGAUGAUGACAGCAGUUUAAGUGAAAUAGAUGAGGAUGAAGGAAGGCCUACUAAGAAAACAUCUAAUGAAAAGAACAAGGUCAAAAACCAAAUACAGUCUAUGGAUGAUGUUGAUGACUUAACUCAGUCAUCUGAAACAGCCUCAGAGGAUUGUGAGCUGCCCCACUCUAGUUACAAGAAUUUUAUGUUGCUCAUUGAACAACUUGGAAUGGAGUGUAAAGAUUCUGUUAGCCUAUUGAAAAUCCAGGAUGCAGCUCUUUCAUGUGAAAGAUUAUUAGAACUUAAAAAAAAUCACUGUGAAGUACUUACAGUAAAAAUUAAAAAAAUGGAAGAUAAGGUUAAUGUACUACAAAGGGAGCUAUCUGAAACAAAAGAAAUAAAAUCACAGUUAGAGCAUCAAAAAGUUGAAUGGGAACGAGAACUGUGCUCUUUGAGAUUUAGCUUAAACCAAGAAGAAGAGAAGAGAAGAAAUGCUGAUAUGUUGUAUGAAAAAAUUAGGGAACAGUUAAGAAGGAAAGAAGAGCAAUAUAGGAAAGAAGUUGAAGUGAAACAACAGCUUGAACUGAGUCUCCAAACACUGGAGAUGGAAUUGAGGACUGUAAAAAGUAAUUUGAAUCAGGUCGUUCAAGAGCGAAAUGACGCUCAGAGGCAACUUUCUCGAGAACAGAAUGCCAGAAUGUUACAAGAUGGAAUUCUGACCAAUCACCUUUCCAAACAAAAGGAGAUUGAAAUGGCUCAAAAGAAAAUGAAUUCUGAGAAUUCUCAUAGUCACGAAGAAGAAAAAGACCUAUUGCAUAAAAAUAGCAUGUUGCAGGAAGAAAUUGCUAUGCUAAGACUAGAAAUAGACACAAUAAAAAAUCAAAACCAGGAAAAAGAAAAGAAAUGUUUUGAGGACCUUGAAAUUGUAAAAGAAAAGAAUGAAGACCUUCAGAAGGCUAUAAAACAGAAUGAGGAAACAUUAACACAAACAAUAUCCCAGUAUAAUGGACGGCUUAGUGUUCUGACAGCUGAGAAUGCAAUGCUAAAUUCUAAACUGGAGAAUGAAAAGCAAAGCAAGGAAAGACUGGAAGCAGAAGUUGAAUCAUACCGUUCUAGACUGGCUGCUGCUAUAUAUGAUCGUGAUCAAAGUGAGACAUCAAAAAGAGACCUAGAACUUGCUUUCCAGAGAGCAAGAGAUGAGUGUUCUCGUUUACAGGACAAAAUGAAUUUUGAUGUGUCUAACCUAAAAGAUAACAAUGAGAUUCUUUCUCAACAACUAUUUAAAACUGAAAGUAAACUCAAUAGCCUAGAAAUUGAGCUCCAUCACACGAGAGAUGCCCUCAGAGAAAAGACUUUGGGUUUAGAACGGGUACAAAAGGACCUAAGCCAAACACAGUGUCAGAUGAAGGAAAUGGAACAAAAGUAUCAAAAUGAACAAGUUAAAGUGAAUAAAUACAUUGGAAAGCAGGAGUCUGUAGAGGAGAGAUUGUCGCAACUACAAAGUGAGAAUAUGUUGCUUCGACAACAACUGGAUGAUGCCCACAACAAGGCUGACAAUAAAGAGAAGACAGUGAUUAAUAUCCAAGACCAGUUUCAUGCUAUUGUGCAAAAACUUCAAGCUGAGAGCGAAAAGCAAAGUCUUCUGCUAGAAGAAAGAAAUAAGGAGUUAAUCAGUGAAUGUAAUCACUUAAAAGAAAGACAGUAUCAAUAUGAAAAUGAAAAGGCAGAAAGAGAAGUUGUUGUGAGACAACUUCAACAAGAACUAGCUGAUACCUUAAAAAAACAAUCUAUGUCAGAGGCUUCACUGGAGGUUACAUCACGUUAUCGUAUUAAUUUAGAAGAUGAGACGCAGGAUUUAAAGAAGAAAUUAGGUCAAAUCAGAAAUCAAUUGCAAGAAGCACAGGAUCGACAUACAGAAGCUGUCAGAUGUGCUGAGAAGAUGCAAGAUCACAAGCAAAAGCUUGAAAAAGAUAAUGCCAAGUUAAAAGUUACAAUCAAAAAGCAAAUGGACAAAAUUGAGGAGCUUCAGAAAAACCUGUUAAAUGCAAAUUUGUCUGAAGAUGAAAAGGAACAAUUAAAGAAACUUAUGGAAUUAAAACAGUCACUGGAAUGUAAUUUGGAUCAAGAAAUGAAGAAAAAUGUUGAAUUAGAAAGAGAGAUAACUGGAUUUAAGAACCUCUUAAAAAUGACAAGAAAGAAGUUAAAUGAAUAUGAAAAUGGAGAAUUUAGUUUCCAUGGAGAUUUAAAAACUAGUCAAUUUGAAAUGGAUAUUCAGAUUAAUAAGCUAAAACAUAAGAUUGAUGAUCUUACAGCAGAACUGGAGACUGCAGGUUCAAAAUGUCUACAUCUGGAUACAAAGAAUCAAGUUCUUCAACAGGAGUUGUUAUCUAUGAAAACAAUACAAAAGAAAUGUGAAAAACUGCAGAAGAAUAAAAAGAAGUUGGAACAGGAAGUGAUCAACCUGAGAAGUCAUAUAGAAAGGAAUAUGGUAGAACGUGGUCAAGUCAAACAGUAUAAACAGGAGAUUGAAGAAAGAGCAAGACAGGAAAUAGAAGAAAAAUUAAAAGAAGUCAAUCUAUUUUUACAGGCACAAGCAGCAUCUCAAGAAAACUUAGAGCAGUUAAGAGAGAAUAAUUUUGCUUCAAUGAAAAGUCAGAUGGAACUUAGAAUUAAAGAUCUGGAAUCUGAACUCUCCAAAAUAAAAACUUCUCAAGAAGACUUUAAUAAAACCGAACUGGAAAAAUAUAAGCAACUCUAUCUAGAAGAAUUAAAAGUUAGAAAAUCUUUGUCAAGUAAACUCAACAAAACUAAUGAGAGGCUAGCAGAGGUCAACACCAAACUUCUUGUGGAAAAACAGCAGAGCAGAUCUUUGUUCACCACUCUCACUACCAGGCCAGUCAUGGAGCCACCUUGUGUUGGAAAUCUUAAUAAUAGUUUAGAUCUCAACAGAAAACUUAUUCCAAGAGAAAACUUAGUGAUCUCUACCUCAAAUCCACGGGCUUCAAAUAAUAGCAUGGAGAACUACUUGAGCAAGAUGCAGCAGGAGUUGGAAAAAAAUAUAACUAGAGAACUCGAAGAAGCUGCUGCUGAAUUGGAAUCUGGAUCAAUAGCUUCCCCUCUAGGAUCUACUGAUGAGUCAAAUCUAAAUCAAGAUCUAGUUUGGAAAGCAUCAAGAGAAUAUGUACAGGGACCUUCUGAUGAAACCCCUCGUGACUAUGUUCUGAUGACUGACCAACGGCUCACUUCCAGGACAGACUUGCAAUAGACGCCACUGGAUAAUGCUGAGAUAGACUGGAAUAAGCCUUUCAAGUAAUGUGGGACCUGAACAUCCUGGCGACAAGGGACAAGCUCAAAAAAGAAAAAAGAAAAAACCUGAAACCAGAGACUCAUUUCCCUCUAAAAUUCUUUUUCCAUAAGAUUUUAAAGAAAAAAUGGGAGGAAAAUGUAAGAGGAAAAGAAAUCUUGGGACCUCAAACUCAUAAAGCCAAAAGAAAAAUAAAGCGAAGAAUUGGGUCAGGCAAUCCUGCCUCCCAUUUGCUUCCUAAAUGAGAUGGCUGCAAAGAUAAAAAAGGUACAUACCUCCCUCACAAUUUGUCCGCAAGGAGAUUCUUUUGUGGGCCCCAAGAUCUUUACCCUAAAACAGUUAUGUGGAAUUUCACUCUGGCAAUGCAAAUUGAUAGCUUAUCUUCGCAGGUGCAGGACAAAGGACAGAACUCAAAGUCAUCCCUCUGCUGACCUGAGACAAAUGCGUAUCUGAGUGCUUCCUCCGCCCUAUUGUCUAUGUCAUUUUAUGUUAAAAUGCAUAAAGUACUGAUGCCUUCAGCAAGCCAGAUGAAGUCAUGAGUGUCUAUUUCCUCUACCUCCCUCACACAUGAAAAUUGUGUAUUCAGUGAAAGGCUGAUCAAAGGCUCAAAAGGAUGCAACCAUUUUGUCUUUUUAUCUACUGAGACACGUUUUAACAAUAUUUCUUUGGCUCACACCCGUAAUCCCAGCACUUUGGGAGGGCGAGGCAGGUGGAUCACCUGAGGUCGGGAGUUUGAGACCAGCCUGACCAAAAAGGAGACCUUCGUCUUUACUAAAAAUACAAAAUUAGCUGGGCAUGGUGGUGCAUGCCUGUAAUCUCAGCUACUCGGGAGGCUAAGGCAGGAGAAUCACUUGAACCUGGGAGGCAGAGGUUGCAGUUGCAGUGAGCCGAGAUUGUGCCAUUGCACUCCAGCCUGGGCAACAAGAGUGAAACUCCCUCUCAAAAAAAAAAAAAAAAAAAUUCCCUUCCUUCAAUAUCCACCCUUUCCCUUUUAAAUAUUGAAGCCCUCAGAAUCAUCUUUGGAGAAAAGCAUAGACCUGUCUCCUGGGCACGCAUCCUUAAUUUUGGCAAAUAAACCUACAAUGACCGAGAGUUGCCGUAGUCAUUUUCUUUUAUUUACAUCUAGCAACUACGAA
Pongo pygmaeus (Bornean orangutan) is the source of this 7584-nucleotide messenger RNA. RefSeq names its product ankyrin repeat domain 26 (gene ANKRD26). Bases 1796 to 6409 code for a protein of 1537 amino acids. The transcript has 31 exons. The record is from RefSeq and is a predicted model, not a curated record. Gene Ontology annotation, molecular function: protein binding. Lineage: Eukaryota; Metazoa; Chordata; Mammalia; Primates; Hominidae.